Molecule: messenger RNA, 445 nt
Organism: Astyanax mexicanus (Mexican tetra)
Lineage: Eukaryota; Metazoa; Chordata; Actinopteri; Characiformes; Acestrorhamphidae
Gene: ccl25b
Product: chemokine (C-C motif) ligand 25b
Exons: 4
Coding region: 176-445 (89 amino acids)
Biological process (GO): neutrophil chemotaxis; positive regulation of GTPase activity; chemokine-mediated signaling pathway
Cellular component (GO): extracellular region
Molecular function (GO): chemokine activity; CCR chemokine receptor binding
Source: RefSeq, a predicted model, not a curated record
GAUCUGAGUUGAGUAAAGGGGAGGGGUGGGCUGCCAUAAAUGGGAAGAAGCUCCCCCAAACGGAGCAGAAGUGCAGUGGAUCCUCAAAGUGAACAGAAGCAACAGCAGCAGAACUCCUACUGGCUCUCUCUCACGACUUCCUAAGACAAGAAAGAUCAGAGGAUAAAGCCAAGCCAUGAAGACUCAUGCUCUCUUCUUCCUCCUGCUCCUGGCUUGCAUGUACCCAAGCUUGGCACAAGGUACUUAUGAAAACUGCUGCUUAAAGUAUGCUAACGAGGUGAAAGCCAACGUGAAGAAAAGGAUUGUGAGCUACAAAGUUCAGCAAACUGACGGGGGGUGCAACAUCGCUGCUGUUGUAUUCAAGCUGAAGAGAGGGAAAACAUUCUGCGGUGACCCCCAACAGCCAUGGGUGAAGGAUCUGAUGAAAAAAAACAAACGUAUCUAA